Molecule: messenger RNA, 1759 nt
Organism: Triticum aestivum (bread wheat)
Lineage: Eukaryota; Viridiplantae; Streptophyta; Magnoliopsida; Poales; Poaceae
Product: AP2-like ethylene-responsive transcription factor SMOS1
Exons: 10
Coding region: 153-1421 (422 amino acids)
Biological process (GO): regulation of DNA-templated transcription
Molecular function (GO): DNA binding; DNA-binding transcription factor activity
Source: RefSeq, a predicted model, not a curated record
ACCCCCCUCCAUUUGAAACCACCACCACGGCCGCCCCCAAACGGUCACCACCACCGCGACGGCUCCAAAGGCCAAAGCGCUCGCCCCCAUCCUCCUAGCCAGCCCGACCGAUCCGGCGGAGGGCGCUGUACGGCGGCGGCGGCGGCGGCGCCAUGGCCUCCCCCAACCCCGCCGCGGCCGACGCGGCGGGGCUGCAGAAGAAGAUGGAGGCCGCGGCGGGGGGAAGCGAGGGGCCGCCACCCGCGUACGGCGCGGUGGUGGGGGUGGUGGUCGCGGAGCAGGCGCCGCCCAGGAGGCUCGCGCCGGCGCGGAAGGAGCGCGUCUGCACCGCCAAGGACCGCAUCAGCCGCAUGACGCCCUGCGCCGCCGGGAAGCGCAGCUCCAUCUACCGCGGGGUCACCCGGCAUAGAUGGACAGGGCGAUAUGAGGCUCACCUUUGGGACAAAAGCACAUGGAAUCAGAAUCAGAACAAGAAAGGGAAACAAGUAUAUUUGGGCGCAUAUGAUGAUGAAGAGGCUGCGGCAAGAGCCUAUGAUCUUGCUGCAUUGAAAUACUGGGGAGCUGGAACACAGAUAAAUUUUCCUGUCUCGGAUUAUACAAGAGAUGUUGAAGAGAUGCAGAUGAUCUCCAAGGAGGACUAUCUUGUAUCUCUUCGAAGAAAGAGCAGUGCCUUCUCUAGGGGAUUACCGAAAUAUCGUGGGCUUCCCAGGCAGCUCCAUAAUUCCAGAUGGGAUGCUUCUUUGGGACAACUACUUGGCAAUGACUACAUGAACCUCAGUUGUGGAAAGGGCAUUGCACUGGAUGGAAAAUUUGCAGGAAGCUUUGGGUUAGAGAGGAAAAUUGAUCUAACAAAUUACAUUAGGUGGUGGGUACCCAAAAAGACACGGCAAUCAGAUAUAUCAAAAGCAGAAGAGGUUGCUGAUGAAAUCCGUGCUAUAGAAGGUUCAGUGCAACUGACUGAGCCCUAUAAGCUGCCUUCUCUUGGCCUUGGUUCCCAUUCAAACCCCUCUUCAGCGGGUCUAUCUGCGUGCAGUAUCUUAUCUCAGUCUGGUGCCUUCAAAAGCUUCUUGGAGAAGUCUACAAAAUUAUCUGAAGAAUGUACAUUUAGCAAAGAAAUAGAUGAAGGAAAGGGUGUCGUGUCAGUACCUACUACUGGACAUCAUACAUCUCCAGUUGACAUUAACAUGAAUGGGUUGCUAGUACAAAGAGCUCCAUACACAUUGGCCCCUGUUAUGCCUACACCAAUGAAAAGUACCUGGAGCCCUGCCGAUCCUUCCGCGGACCAUCUAUUUUGGAGCAACUUCAUCUUGCCAUCGAGUCAACCCGUCACAAUGGCGACAAUAACGACAACAACGUUUGCAAAGAAUGAGGUGAGUUCAAGUGAUCCAUUCAAGAACCAGGAGUAUGAACAUACCAAAUAGCGAGGAUAUUUUAGCUGCAGGUUGAUGCUGACAACGUCGUUCACCUCCGGCGUGUUUCGUGCCGCCAAUCUUUUGAUGUGGUGGCUUGUGAGCAAUACUCUUUGUAUCAAUACUUCACAGAACAUGCAUAGAAGGUAAGAAAAUCAUAGUUAUGUAAUAUACAGUGGCUAAUGCCCAGGAAACAAUGUGUAGCUGUAAAGCCGUCUGUAUAUAUUGCUGUUGUCUACAGAUUUGAGGAAGAGAACAGAAAUAGGAAUGUGAUUUUUGUAUGCUUAGUUGCUUAUCUUGUGCAAAUAUUUGGACUCUUGAGUUAAAGAACCAUUGUUUCGCCCCUCGGC